UCGAAGCAUUUAUGGCCAAUUAUCAACCACAAAAUAUCCAUCCACCACCGCAACUCGAUGCAAAUAUCAUUAUAAGGUUAUUAUGCCGUCGUAAUUAUAAAAGACGGAGACCUUUAAAUGCAUUCAACGUAUUUAAAUUAGUUGUUAAGCAAGAAGCAGUCCGGAUAUCUGAAAAUGAUUUGCUUGUAAUUAAUAACGUGACUGAAAAUUUAUGGAGAGAGAGUAGUCCACAAGAAAAAUUGGCAUAUCGAAAUUUUUCAAAGAAUAUUGAUGAAGUUUUAUCACAACCG
This is a messenger RNA of Racocetra persica, 290 nucleotides long. NCBI's taxonomy places the organism in Eukaryota, Fungi, Glomeromycota, Glomeromycetes, Diversisporales, Gigasporaceae. The record is from the annotation of a GenBank genome assembly.